AUGGAAGUAGAUUCUAAAAAAGAUAAAGAAAUUUUGAUUAACGGUUUAAUCGGUCAUUGUUUGAUUUCUAUUCUUAGAAUUAUAACUAUGGUUGUUGAGUAUAACAUCAAUGAACAAUACCAAUCAAGCCUUAGGAUAAAAGGUAUUUUCUUUGAUAAUAUUUUUAUUUCUGCUAUUCUAGCUGAGUUUUUUCUUAUCACAAUUUCAACUAUAAGAUACCCGUUUUACAAAAAUAUAAAAUUGUGGUUUGUUUUAUACGGUAUUAUUAUGUAUGAUUUUAUUCUUUCAUUUAAAACACUUUUUAUCAAUUCAUUCACUAACUAUGUCGUUUUAAUGGUAUUUGCUUUCAGUUUUAUUGCUGAGUAUUUUGUGUACAAGUUGUGUAAAUUUACUGUUAAAAAGUCAUUUUUUAUAAAAUCUUUUAGGUUGAAUGUUGAUAUUAAAGUUUAUAAUGCUUACAUGAAUAGGGAAAACAUUUUCUUAAUUGGUAUUCUUUUAUUAUACAAAACAAUUAUAUUCAUUAGUAGGAAUAUUUUACUGAUCAUUAGUUUAGAUAUUGAAAAUGAUGUUAUUGAUGAAUAUAAUUUUUACAGUAAAUCCAUGGUCGUUUAUAGUUUUAUUACCGUUAGUGUCAAUUGUUUUACUACAGUUAUCAUUCAAUACAAAUUAAAAGAUGAGAUUUUCUAUAUUAGGAUAAUUCUAAUUCUUUUAGCAUUGGUUAAUAUUUUUAGUCUUCCUGUGUUAUUUUUUUUGUUAUAUAUAAAAGAUGCUAUCGUAGAUAUUAAUAACUUCUUAAGAAUUUCAAGUGGUAUAUUAUUCUCUUUUAUUUACUUAGAUAUUUUUCUUGUAUAUUACACAUAUAAAGACAUUCAAAAUUUAGAUAUCGGUGUUACUGAUGUUCAAGUAACAAAAAAUUAUGAAAAUUAUAGAACGAAUUAA
Molecule: messenger RNA, 939 nt
Organism: Hepatospora eriocheir
Lineage: Eukaryota; Fungi; Microsporidia; Hepatosporidae
Source: the annotation of a GenBank genome assembly